This is a messenger RNA of Trichosurus vulpecula (common brushtail), 222 nucleotides long. Its product is annotated as NADH dehydrogenase [ubiquinone] 1 alpha subcomplex subunit 1-like. The record is from RefSeq and is a predicted model, not a curated record. Lineage: Eukaryota; Metazoa; Chordata; Mammalia; Diprotodontia; Phalangeridae. The transcript has a single exon. Bases 1 to 222 code for a protein of 73 amino acids.
AUGUGGUUCAAAAUUCUCCUGGGCCUGGCCAUUAUGGGUGUAUGCCUGAUGAUCCCAGGAAUUAGCACCGCUCUCAUCUGUAAGUACAGCAAUGGGGGCAAGGAAAAGAGAAUUGCCCGUGAUCGAUACCAGUGGGCUCUAUUGGAAAGGGACAGGAGGAUGUCUGGAUUCUGUCGUCAUUAUGAGGCCAAGGGGUUGGAGAACAUAACCAAAGAUAUAUAA